UUUAUGCAUAGAUAGAAUUUGAUUCCGAUUAAUGCUUAGGUAGAAUUGUUAACACUAAAAAAAGAAGAUAUAGGACUACAAAUAUAGAUCUACUUUUUUCUAGUCAGCAACUUAUUCAAAUUGAUAUAUUUGUUGAUUUUGCAAUUUCAUGUGCAAUGUGAAAUUAAAUCUAACUUCAUAAAUAGAACUGUUGACAAUAAUGAAACAUGGCAGAAAUUGAAGAUGACAAGUCGACAGAAUUGACUAGAACACGAGGACUAAAGUUAAUUUGGUUGACAAAGAACAAACAUCUGAAAGAAGCGAAAUCCUUAUUGGAAGAAGAAGUAGACUUAAAUUGUAAAGAUGAGGCUGGUUGGAAUGUUAUACAUUAUGCUGCUGCCGGUGGAUAUACAGACUUGGUCAAAACAUUGGUCAAGAAAGGAGACCGUGUCAAUAAGAAAGAUCGUAAUGGAGAGACCCCUCUGCAUAAAUGUUCAAGACGCGGACAUAUCAUAUGUGCUGUUUCUCUUGUAACACUUGGUGCAAAUAUUUCAAAAUACGACAAGCAUGGCCAGACACCAUUAGAAGUAGCUGUAAAAUCUAGAAAUGUUGAAAUGGUCAAGCUAUUCUGUUUGUUUGGUGCUGAACCGUCGUUACAGGACUGGUCAUGGACAAUGGAAGAACUUGAACAAAAAGAAAAUAAGAUAUUAGAACUGCUUGUUAGUCAACAUGGUCGAAUGCCAGGUUAUAAAUAUGGAUCAAUUCUUCAGACAGUGUUAUAUGUUUCACCUGAAGAUGAAAUAAGACUUGACAACAUUAAAGUUGACGUAAUGAAAUUCGAUACAUCUUCGCCGCCGUUUUACUUUUAUUGCAGUAAAAUGCAGACAGAGUAUUCUGACAUUCGGAGUAAACUAACAGACGAACAAGAAACUUAUGGUGACACAUACGAACUUUGUAUUUGGGGUUGUUCAAGUCAAAAUUUAAAACUGAUAUUAACGGUGCCUGGUGUGACGCAAUGUAGCGAAAAGUUGUUUGCCAUUACACUCGAAGGAAAACCUGUUUCCGUAACAAACACCUAUAGACACCUUGCUGAGGAGACUGACGUAGACGAAGAUUUCACAGAAGUUUUAGUCAGUGUUCCACUAGACGAAAGGAAACUGUCCAGAUUUUCUAUUGUAAAGCACUCUGCGCCAGAAAUAUUCGCUAUAUCAAAUGAGCAAGCAACAACGAUUAUUCCACAGAUGGAACCUGACGCAGAAAUUGAUAUACCGAGAGGUACUUUUGAGCAACCAAGUGAAAUGGCAGUAAAUUUUGUAGAAACAAAAGAAGUCAACAAAGAAGAAGAAAAUGGCACAGCUAUAUUAUUGACCAAUGUCUUAGAACUGACCGUAAACAAUGGACAGCAACCAAAGGAACCAAUACGUGUAGUCAUACCAAUUCAUGACAAGAUGGCUGUGUCCGAUGAUAUCGUCGUGCUGACCUCAACAACUGACCAACCAGAAGACUCGGAAUUAGACUGGGAAAUUAGAGAUGCAACGAUUAAUCAAGACGGAAAGUCAGCAUUCUUUUAUGUCAACCAUUUUUCUUUUUAUUCAGUUUCAAGAAAGAAAAAGGUUGAUACCGAUCUGUUGGAAGUGGUUAGUGCCAUAGAACGUUCUAUAACCAGAAAGAAACGGGUUAUCUUUUUCCUGCUGACAAAAUGGAUAAACAGCGAGUCAUAUGAUCUCGUUCUGGAAUGUGCCGGACUGCGGAAUUUAGACCAAAGAAUCGAACAUUGGACAGCCAGUGGCUAUGAUGUUUCUACAUUACAGAAAAGCGAAGUUUACCAUGCACAACUCGGUCAGAAUUUCACUCUCAAGCUAAAUGGAAAUUUGACCGACCUGGCAGACGAGGACACAAAGUGUAUAACACUGCAAAGUAAUAGGAACAAUUUACGUGUGUUUAACAUCGGAAUUAACAAAGAUGAGGAACAACCAGAUGGAGAGCUAGAAAUAUUUCAAGAAAAAGAAACUGACGAAGUACCGAAAGAAGUACCAACUGUACAUUCAAAGUCAAUCUGGUGCACUUCGGCAGUUGUACCUAAACCACAUGUUGCAAGCGUUGUUGUAGAAAGUAUUUUGAAAAUGAAUAUAAAAAUUCCAGAAAAACCAGUAAUUGCAGAGGAAAAGCCGGAGGUACUCUCAGGUAUGUAUAAAAAUAUAACAUUUCCCCCUAAAUAUGUCAUUCCACCAUUGAUUUUUCCUGUUAGUCUUUGUUAA
This is a messenger RNA of Mytilus trossulus (common blue mussel), 2237 nucleotides long. RefSeq lists its product as uncharacterized. The transcript is spliced from 12 exons. Gene Ontology annotation, biological process: protein localization to ciliary inversin compartment. NCBI's taxonomy places the organism in Eukaryota, Metazoa, Mollusca, Bivalvia, Mytilida, Mytilidae. Gene Ontology annotation, molecular function: protein binding. The record is from RefSeq and is a predicted model, not a curated record. The coding region runs from base 207 to 2237 and encodes 676 amino acids. Gene Ontology annotation, cellular component: ciliary inversin compartment.